UUGUCCAAUUUCCUCUUGUGGUGGACAACAUUCUUGUAAGAGUAAAGCUUCCAAAAGAGAUCCACACUCCCUUUCUCAUAUUCACUUUGUUUCACCAAAAGGGAACUCAAAAAAUAAAAACCCCUCCCUCUGUCUACUACCUCUGCACACAGAGAGUGGUCCAUUUGAUUCACUAAUCCCUCACAUCACCUCAUCAUCAUCAUCAUCUUAUAUACACUACACUACAUUACAUUCUUCUCUCUUACUAUUAAACAAAACAAACCAUGGAUUGGAAUGGCAACCUCCGCGUCCCUUUCGUUUCUCGACCCGCCGAUAACUCUUUCAGCUUUCUCUACAACUACAACUACGAUCACUUCCCAGGGAUGGAGAUGAAGCAGGCGUCCGCGUUGCUUCCGGCCAUAAUGGACAAGAGCAGCAGCAGCAGCAGCAUUAACAUGAAUUACGGAAUGGGACAUGAUCCCAAGAAGAAGCGACUGAGCACGGAGCAGCUUGAGUCUCUGGAGAACAGCUUCCAAGAGGAGAUCAAGCUGGACCCGGACCGAAAAAUGAAGCUGGCCAAGGAGCUAGGGCUUCAGCCCCGCCAGAUCGCCGUCUGGUUCCAAAACCGGAGGGCGAGGUGGAAGGGCAAGCAGCUCGAGCGCUUGUACGACGCCCUCAAGCAGGAGUUCGACGCCGUCUCCAGAGAUAAGCACAAGCUCCAGCAAGAGGUUUUGGCAUUGAGGGCGAUACUAAAGGAUCAGGUGGCGAAGAAGCAAGCUUCGGCAGGGUGCACGGAGGUUUCAGGAGAGGAGACGGUGGAAAGCACGAGCUCGGGGAAGGGGAGAGGGGAAGGCAACAAUCAGAUGGGAGAAUGCAACUAUGUGCUGAACGUUGAAGACUAUAGUCCAAUGAUAAUGACUCCAUAUAAUUGGGGUGCUCUUCCUUGAUCAACUUAAUUAUAUGUUCAUAUGAUCAUUAACUAGUGCUACUUCAAACUUUGAGAUUAUCACUGUAAUCCCUAAUUUUCUAGGAACCCCUAACAAAUUAAGGUUCUUGUAGGAGAGUUGGCUCGCAGGGAAUUAGAUUUUCUAGGUUUCUUCACCUUACUUUACAACAUGCAUGUUUCCAGACUUGUUACUUAUCACUAAUUAUUAUUUGCUUCAUUAAGAUUUUUAUAACUUCUAUUA
Messenger RNA from Salvia hispanica, 1166 nucleotides. RefSeq names its product putative homeobox-leucine zipper protein ATHB-51. Gene Ontology annotation, biological process: positive regulation of DNA-templated transcription. The record is from RefSeq and is a predicted model, not a curated record. Gene Ontology annotation, cellular component: nucleus. NCBI's taxonomy places the organism in Eukaryota, Viridiplantae, Streptophyta, Magnoliopsida, Lamiales, Lamiaceae. Gene Ontology annotation, molecular function: sequence-specific DNA binding; DNA-binding transcription factor activity, RNA polymerase II-specific.